AUGAUGGUGAUGCGGGCAAGAAACUCGAUUUUGUACGAGAAAGAAUACAACACCCUCGAUUGGAAGAAGGAGAUUGGAGAAAGAAAGGGAUCAGCUCUGGUUCAUCUACUACUUCUCAUCUUCUCUUUACUUGCUUUGGGUUUCGCCACUGGAACCAUUCACAGACACAAGGUUACAAAUUCAACAUAUUGUGUUUAUAGAUCCGAUGUUGCAACUGGAUAUGGUGUUGGGGCUUUUUUGUUUCUCUUGUCAGGUGAAUCAUUGCUUAUGGGAGUGACUAAGUGCAUGUGUCUUGGAAGGCCUUUAGCACCUGGCGGAAAUCGUGCUUGGACCAUCAUCUAUUUUACAUCAUCAUGGUCGAGUUUUUUUGGUAGCAGAAGCUUGUCUAAUUGCAGGGGCAAAGAAGAAUGCUUACCAUACGAAAUACAAAGGGUAUGACGAAAAAGCUUUUCUUUUGUGAAACAUUAAGGAAAGGUGUUUUCAUUACAGGAGUGGUCUUUGUUGUUGCAAGCAUGAUUCUGAAUGCAUAUUACUUCACC
Messenger RNA from Cynara cardunculus var. scolymus (artichoke), 539 nucleotides. RefSeq lists its product as uncharacterized. Bases 1 to 438 code for a protein of 145 amino acids. The record is from RefSeq and is a predicted model, not a curated record. NCBI's taxonomy places the organism in Eukaryota, Viridiplantae, Streptophyta, Magnoliopsida, Asterales, Asteraceae. The transcript has 4 exons.